Molecule: messenger RNA, 1757 nt
Organism: Adelges cooleyi (spruce gall adelgid)
Lineage: Eukaryota; Metazoa; Arthropoda; Insecta; Hemiptera; Adelgidae
Product: tubulin beta chain-like
Exons: 8
Coding region: 207-1565 (452 amino acids)
Biological process (GO): microtubule cytoskeleton organization; mitotic cell cycle
Cellular component (GO): cytoplasm; microtubule
Molecular function (GO): structural constituent of cytoskeleton; GTPase activity; GTP binding
Source: RefSeq, a predicted model, not a curated record
GACUCAACAUCUCGGCAUAGUACAACAAUCAGCAUAUUAUAAUUUAGGUGUGUGUGUGUGUGUAAUUUGAACGAGUUCUCUGUUCUGGUCCGUCGCCGUAGCGCGCAUUUGAGCCAAACACUUCGGCCGAGCGCGACCACAAAAUAUCCGACCGUGUUCUUAAUAUUCUGUAUUUCAGUAACCGGGCAUACCUAUAAAUCUACAACAUGAGGGAAAUACUUCAUCUGCAAGCCGGACAGUGUGGAAAUCAAAUCGGAGCCAAAUUUUGGGAGAUCAUUUCUGACGAGCACGGUAUCGAUCCAACGGGAACCUAUCACGGCGACAACGAUUUACAAAUCGAAAGGAUCAACGUGUACUACAAUGAAGCAAGCACCCAAGGGAAAUACGUACCAAGAGCGAUUUUGGUCGACCUCGAACCCGGUACCAUGGAUUCUGUGCGCUCUGGUCCUUUUGGACAGCUCUUUCGUCCAGACAACUACGUUUUCGGCCAAAGCGGAGCUGGUAACAACUGGGCUAAAGGCCAUUAUACAGAAGGCGCCGAACUGGUGGACUCGGUUAUGGACGUCGUAAGGCGCGAGGCCGAAAACUGCGACUGUCUUCAAGGCUUUCAGUUGGCUCAUUCCUUGGGCGGAGGUACCGGCUCGGGCAUGGGUACUCUGUUGAUAUCAAAAAUAAGGGAAGAGUAUCCCGACAGGAUAAUGAACACUUUCAGUGUCGUUCCGUCGCCCAAAGUCUCGGAUACAGUGGUCGAGCCCUACAACGCCACUCUGUCUGUUCAUCAGCUAGUCGAAAACACGGACGAAACUUUUUGCAUCGACAACGAGGCGUUGUACGACAUUUGUUUCAGGACUUUGAAACUUACUUCUCCGACGUACGGCGAUCUCAACCAUUUGGUUUCGAUAACCAUGUCUGGCGUGACCACGUGUCUUCGAUUUCCCGGUCAGCUAAACGCCGAUUUGAGAAAGUUGGCGGUUAACAUGGUUCCCUUCCCUCGGUUGCAUUUCUUCAUGCCGGGAUUUGCACCGUUAACGGCUAGGGGUAGCCAAUCGUACCGAGCUUUGUCGGUACCAGAACUCACUCAGCAAAUGUUUGACGCCAAAAACAUGAUGACCGCAUGCGAUCCCAGGCACGGUCGUUAUCUAACUGUAGCCGCCAUUUUCAGAGGUAUCAUGUCCAUGAAAGAAGUCGAUGAACAAAUGCUGAACAUUCAAAACAAGAAUUCAGGAUACUUCGUGGAAUGGAUACCCAGCAACGUGAAAGUCGCUGUGUGUGAUAUACCCCCGAGAGGUCUGAAAAUGUCGGCCACUUUUAUCGGCAACACGACUGCCAUCCAAGAGAUCUUCAAACGGAUAUCCGAACAAUUCACUGCCAUGUUCAGACGCAAAGCUUUCCUCCAUUGGUACACGGGCGAAGGUAUGGACGAGAUGGAGUUCACUGAAGCCGAAUCCAACAUGAACGACUUGGUUUCCGAAUAUCAACAAUACCAGGAAGCUACAGCUGAAGAAGUGGACUUCGAUGACGAAGAAAUGGCCCCCGAAGACAUUGAAGAAAGUAAAGAUUACUGAGACCGUAUAAAUACUUUUUAGCUUUGUCAAUCACUCGAAAGAAUUAUUCGUGAAUUUUGUGUUGUAUAUUUAUUAUAAUGCUGUUAUGUUCGUGUUUUUGUUGUGUUUAAACAUCAUUCUUGUUUGUUAUUAAUUAUGGCUAUUCUAUAGUAUUAUUAAAACACAUGAUUUAAACACUAUACUUAGUUCUGA